AUGCUAUAUGGUCUUGUCCUGCAGUUCCUGCAGGACGAGUGGGAUCAUGGUACCUGCUUUAUGGGCCAUGUGAAAUCUUACUCGCAUGUGUUUGUUGAAGCCCUCCACUACAGAGUGGCAACACAAACUAGGGGGAAAUCUGCUCACUAUGCCUACUUCAAUGGUCGAGUUGCUGUCGAAAUUCAAUGGAUCUUCAAAAUUGACAUAGAGUAUGAAGAUCAGGGUGAAAUUUCCAAGACGGUUGCUGUUGUUCAUCCCUUUGUUACAGAUGAUAACAUGCCAGCAUUCCCAUGGGAUUUACAGGCAAUUGAUCUUGGCAUGCAGGUCUGGUACAGAGAUGCCCUUGGUGACAUGGAGGUCGUUGAGAUUGAACUUGUGUUGGGACAACUCAUACUCAUCCCCAUCACCGUUUCUGGUGUUGAAUAUUGGGUGACAGUAGCCCACAAUCAUGAUGGGACAGAAGUGGACAUGGACGUCAAUCUUGAGCUUGACGACGUUGAAUAG
Molecule: messenger RNA, 504 nt
Organism: Suillus subaureus
Lineage: Eukaryota; Fungi; Basidiomycota; Agaricomycetes; Boletales; Suillaceae
Exons: 4
Coding region: 1-504 (167 amino acids)
Source: RefSeq, a predicted model, not a curated record